Molecule: messenger RNA, 394 nt
Organism: Staurois parvus
Lineage: Eukaryota; Metazoa; Chordata; Amphibia; Anura; Ranidae
Source: the annotation of a GenBank genome assembly
UGGGGCCCCUGGGCAAUAGGGGAUCAUGGGAUCCCUGUGUUCUUGCCCAAACUCAAAAAAGCCUAUGAAAAAGGUACCAGGGGCAUCUCAUGGGGCCCCCUACUGACCCAAAUGGCCAGUCCGCCCCUCCCAUCAUUUCGUAUUGCUCAAAUCGCUCCACAUUCGCAUGAAAAAAGAUGCAGGCACAUUUUUUUUGCCGAACCGGAGUCAGAUUGUAUGGGUGUUCAUACCCAUGCAAUCUGAUUCAGGCAAACACACUGAUUUCUGCAACCUGCUUUUGGGAUGUUGUUAAUUUGUACAUGACACCCGAAACAGAUCGCAUGAACACAGUGCGACUGCUAUGCAGUGCGAUGAGAGAAACGCAGUGAUUCCUGUGCAUUUCCCGCACCCCAUU